AUGAAUGCGGAGAGGUUUGCAGCUCUAAGGGAGGAGGUCGACAAGCUAAUAAAGAACGACUUCAUCUGGGAAGUCCUAUACCCCGCGUGGGUAUCAAACCCUAUGUUAGUGUUGAAGCCCAAUGAGAAGUGGCGGACCUACGUCGACUUCAGUAAUUUAAACAAAGCCUGCCCGAAGGACAACUUUCCACUCCCGAGUAUAGAUCAGCUGGUCGACGCUACAGCAGGGCAUGAACUCCUCAGUUUCAUGGACGCCUAUUCUAUUUACAACCAAAUACCGAUGUUCCACCACGACGAAGAACACACAUCUUUCAUCACUGAUAGGGGCCUGUAUUGCUACAAGGUCAUGCCCUUUGGCCUUAAAAAUGCGGGAGCAACAUAUCAGCGCCUGGUCAAUAAGAUGUUCACGGACCAGAUAGGUAAAACCAUGGAGGUAUAUGUGGACGACAUGCUAGUGAAGAGCAGGAGGUCUAAUGAUCAUGUGGAAGACCUUAGGGGAAUGUUCGACGUAUUGCAAAAGCCCGACGCCUCUGGGAGACUUCUUAAGUGGUCCAUAGAGCUCAGCCAGUUCGACAUCGACUACAAUCCUGGCCAAUCCUUGGCCGACUUUGUCACCGAGUUCAUAGGAUUGCCAGAUGAAGCGGAGGGCCACGAGAUAACCUCAGCCGUUAGAUUCGAGUUCCCCGUAUCUAACAAUGAAGCAGAGUACGAGGUGCUGCUGGCAGAGCACCUAAAAGUGGGAGCCAUAGACAUCUUCAGCGAUUCACAGUUAAUUGUGAAUCAGGUAAAAGGCCAGUAUCAGACCAGGGAUGAGAAGAUGGCUGCCUAUCUCAAGAAGGUUAAAGAGACCUUGGAGAAGCUCUCAGCCUACGACAUACAGCAGGUGCCAAGGGUAGAAAAUAGCAACGCCGACGCCCUCGCUAGGCUGGCCACCUCAAAGGACGCCGAGCUGCUCAGGCUAGUACCCGUGGAGGUUUUGAAAGCUCCAUCCACUAAGGGAAAGCCUGAAGUCUUAUCACUGAGCCACCAACCGAGCUGGAAGGACCCCAUCGUCAAGUAUUUGCUCGACAGCGGACUCCCGGAGGACAAGCAACAUGCAAAGAGGUUGAGGUACCAGGCAUCGAGAUUCACCAUGCAUGACGAUAUCCUUUAUCGCAAGGGGUUCUCGAUGCCCUUGCUCCGAUGUCGUGAUGAAGUGGAAGCGAAGAAUGUGCUCUCAGAGGUACACGAUGGGAUAUGUGGAAACCACGCAGGGGGACAAUCCCUGGCCUAUAAGGUGCUGAGGCAUGGGUAUUACUGGCUUAGCCUCAAGAAGGACGCAGCCGAGUAUGCAAAGAAAUGUGAAGGCUGCCAAAGGUACGCCCCCAUCCCUCGGCAACAUUCAGAGGACCUAACGUCGAUAGCCUCCCCUUGGCCAUUUGCAAAAUGGGGGAUUGAUCUCAUCGGCCCAUUGCAUAAGACCCCUGGGGGAUACAAGUACGCGAUUGUAACGGUCGACUACUUCACAAAGUGGUCCAAGGGACAAGUCGAGGCGGUCAAUAAGAUUAUCAAAGUCACGCUGAAGCGUCGACUCGAUAACUACAAGGGCAAGUGGGCAGAUGAGCUACCAAAGGUCUUGUGGGCCUACAGGAUGACCAGUAUGACGACCACAGGGGAAACACCGUUCUCAAUGGCUUACGGGGUGGAAGCGGUCCUCCCGGUCAAGAUAUCCAUCCCCACCAGCCGAGUGAUACUGUAUGAAGAAGAUAAGAACGCUGAGCGAAUGGGCUUAGAGCUCGACCUUCUAGAAGAAAUGCGCACGGACGCACAACUAAGGCUCGCCUCGUACCAAGCCAGGACAGCCAGGUACUACAACAAAAAGGUCAAACAUAAGCGGUUUUAA
Morus notabilis is the source of this 1881-nucleotide messenger RNA. RefSeq lists its product as uncharacterized. Bases 1 to 1881 code for a protein of 626 amino acids. Gene Ontology annotation, molecular function: nucleic acid binding; RNA-DNA hybrid ribonuclease activity. The transcript has 4 exons. Lineage: Eukaryota; Viridiplantae; Streptophyta; Magnoliopsida; Rosales; Moraceae. The record is from RefSeq and is a predicted model, not a curated record.